UGCCAGAGUUUAGUCUCGCGGGCGAGUGACGUCAUCCACGCUAGAGGGGCGGGGUGGUGGGCGGUGGGCGGGAGACUGCCAACGGUUUUCAGAGUGGAGUACUGCGUGCGGAGAGGGGUCUUUGUCUUUCCUGACUCGAGCUCAGGGGAGGGGGGCAGUCCUUUCCACCUUGGUAAAUUCGGAGGUGGGGUUUGAGGUACGGAGAGUAGUAGGAACAGGGUGGUCGCCGUAGAGAUCUCAGGCUAGUUGUAGCGCGAGAUACUUACGGGGGACGUCUGAGCGUGAGACUGAGGGUUCGCAAGGUUUUUUCUGAGGUGAUGGGAGCGAUCCUCAGGAUCCCUGCUAUGGCUUUCUUGUCAGGAGGGUUUAGAGGGAGUAUAGAAGGGAUUUGACCCGAGGAACGUCAGGAGGGUAGGGCGAGGCGUGAGGUCGUGCUUGUCUUGACAGUGGAACCAGCUGAGGGACGGACACUGAGGUCCAUUUUCAGUUUGCACGUUCUGGGCGUGAGAACUGAAGAACUCAGUUGGCCGGGGGACGCCUGUGCCAGAGCUGACCUGCAGCUUCCAGCACUCUAGUUGCGUGGAAGAACUGCACUCCUGUUGCCCGCUACCCCCCCCCCCCAGUGGGUUUUUGGUCCCAGCCCUCUGUAUGCAUCCUCUUCCGCCGUCCCCAGGAGCUGGGAAAAGGGGUGCCUUUGCUCUUUCCAUGGCCCCUGGAACCAGAAGAAACCUCUCCUUUAACCAGAAAGCCUUAAUAUCUUUAUUCACCAACGAUCCACAAAGGAUCUUCCCCCUCUUCUCCCAUAACUUCUUUCUCUGUUAACUUUACUCCCGGACUCUCCUAAAGCUGAACCAGAAGUUCCCAGCUUUCUGCUGUUUCUAGUUGUCUUCUCCCUGUACUCAUGGCCGCAUCAACUACCAGCCCCAGUUCACCCCUCCAGGCAGAGGAUCUCAUGAGUGAGUCAUCAGAACCCUCUGGACUGAACCAGGUGUCCUCUGAGGUGACCUCGCAGCUCUAUACUUCUUUGCACCUCAGCCGUCAGGCAGAGGCCACCGCAAGAGCUCAGCUGUAUUUAGCCUCUGCCUCCCCACCUCCCCAUGAGGCCUUAGAUGGCCUGGCCCAAGAGCUGAGUCGCAGCUUGUCAGUCGGAUUGGAGAACAACUUGAAGAAAAAGGAUGGUUCUAAACAUAUCUUUGAGAUGGAAAGUGUUCGGGGUCAACUCCAGACCAUGCUCCAAACCUCACGUGAUGCAGCCUAUCGUGCUGGCUUAGACAAACGGGAAGAGGAGUCCUUUGACAGUGACAGCACAGCUACCUUGCUCAACACCCGGCUCCUGCAAGACUUAUCUCCGUCCAGCUCAGCACAAGCUUUGGAAGAGUUGUUUCCCCGCUAUACCAGCCUUCGGCCAGGGUUCCCAAUUAAUCCCCCAGAUUUUCAGGGGCUAAGAGAUGCACUGGAUUCAGAGCAUACCCGUCGUAAGCAUUGUGAACGCCACAUUCAGAGUCUGCAGACCCGAGUGCUAGAGCUACAGCAACAGUUAGCUGUGGCUGUGGCUGCCGACCGCAAGAAAGAUAUCAUGAUUGAACAACUGGACAAGACCCUGGCCCGAGUGGUGGAGGGCUGGAAUCGGCAUGAAGCCGAACGGACAGAAGUGCUUCGGGGGCUGCAAGAGGAACGCCAGGCGGCAGAACUCACCAGAAGCAAGCAGCAAGAAACAGUAACCCGCCUAGAACAAAGCCUUUCAGAGGCCAUGGAGGCCCUAAAUCGCGAGCAGGAAGGUGCCAGACUGCAGCAACAGGAAAGAGAGGCGCUGGAAGAGGAAAGGCAAGCUCUGACCCUCAGCUUGGAGGUUGAACAGCAGCGGAGCCAUGCCCUGCAGGAAGAGCGGGAUGAGGCUCGGGCUGGGCAACUCAGUGAGCAUCGGAAGCUGGAGACCCUUCAGGUUGCCCUGGAAGAAGAGCGGCAGGCCUGGGCCCAGCAAGAACACCAGCUGAAGGAGCGCAUCCAUACACUGCAGGAGGAGGGCCAAACUCAGCUGGAAAGGGAAAAGGGGAACAGCCAGAGGGAGGCCCAGGCAGCCCGGGAAGCCCAGCAGCAGUUGGCAUUGGUGCAGUCUGAGGUGCGGCGGCUAGAAGGGGAGCUGGACACGGCUCGGAGAGAGAGAGAUGCCCUGCAGCUGGAGAUGAGCUUGGUGCAGGCCCGGUUUGAGAGCCAGCGGAUCCAGAUGGAGUCAGAGCUGGCUGUGCAGCUGGAGCAGCAGGUGACCGAGCGGUUGGCACAGGCUCAGGAGAGCAGCCUACGGCAAACGGCCUCCCUGAGGGAACAUCACAGGAAGCAGCUGCAGGACCUUAAUGGACAGCACCAGCAGGAACUGGCCACUCAGCUGGCUCAGUUCAAAGUGGAAAUGGCAGAACGGGAGGAACGGCAGCAGCAGGUGGCGCAGGACUAUGAGCUCAGACUGGCACGGGAGCAAGCUCGAGUGCGAGACCUGCAGAGUGGUAACCAGCAGCUGGAGGAGCAGCGGAUGGAGAUGGUAGAACGGCUCCAGGCCAUGUUGCAGGCCCACUGGGAUGAGGUCAACCAGCUGCUCAGCACCAUCCUCCCGCCUCCUAACCCUCCGGUUCCUCCCACUGGGCCCUCCAGCUCUGAUCCCCCAGAACCAGAGAAGGGGGAGAGGAGGAUCUGGACCGUGCCUCCUGUGGCCGUGGCCCUGAAGCCCGUGUUGCAGCAGAGCCGGGAAGCAAGGGACGAGCUGCCUGGAGUGCCACCUGUCGACUGCAGUUCCUCCCCAGACCUUAGCCUCCUGCUGGGCCCCUCUUUCCAGAGCCAGCAUUCCUUCCAGCCCCUGGAACCCAAACCAGAUCUCACUCCACCCAUAGCUGAAGACUUCUCUGCACUCGGGGCCUUCCAUCCAGAUCACAGGGCAGAACGGCUGUUACCUGAGGAAGAUCUAGCGUCUGAGGGAGACGGCUUCCUAAAGCAAGGGCUGCCACCUGCUUCUCAGCUGGAGGGCCUCAAGAAUUUUUUGCAGCAGCUGCUGGAUACGGUACCCCAGAACAGCGAGAGCCCCUCUGUUGACCUGUUGCCUACCAAGUGUGGUCCCCGGACUGUGCCGUCUUGGGAGGAAUCCUCUCACGUGCCACGCCUUCCCCCUCCUGUCCAUAAAACCAAAGUUCCUUUAGCCUUGGCAUCUAGUCUUUUCCGAGUCCAUGAGUUUCCCUCUUCCCACUCACAAGGCAGUGGUCCCAGCGCAGGCUCCCCAGAGAAAGGUGCAGACGGGCUCAGCUCCUCGAGGCAGCUGAUGGAGGUGUCCCAGCUGUUAAGACAGUACCAGGCUCGGGGCUGCGGGGCUCUGCCUGCCGAGGAUCUGCUGCUGUACCUGAAGAGGCUGGAACACAGCGGGACUGAUAGCCGAGGGGAGAGCGUCCCCAGAAGGAACCCAGACUCCCGCUUGGCUGAGAUCUCCCGGAAGGAGAUCCCUUCCCAGGCUGUCUCUCGCCGCCUUGCUACAGUUCCUAAGACUGAAAAACCCCCUGCUCGGAAGAAAAGCAGCCACCCUCCUCCUAGCAGCGUGAAGGGGCGGGGUGGGAUCUGGAGAUGAGCCGCUGCCCUUUCUCCUCUGCUUUGUUCUCUUCUGGUGGUUAUUUUAAUAAAUGCUUAGUAGUCUGUAUUAGGGUCUCUGACUCAGAGCAAUUUGGAAAAUGGAGGUUUUUGUAGGAAACUACUUUGUGAGGAAGCCUUUUUCUGUUGGAGUAUGUUUUUUAUAUGUUGUGUAUUUAUGUGUUAUUUCCUCUGGGAAGUGGUGUAUUUUGAAACAAGAUUUGUGUGUGACUAGACUUCUGAAGUUCAAGUGAGCUACAGAUCAGUGUUUAAAGAGUAAAAUGUACUGGGUGGUUGAUUGCUGGUGGAAUUAUGGAUGGUUAUUUCUUUUUUAUAAAUUUUUGUAUUUUCCAAGUUUUCUAAAACAAGUGUGUUACUUUAAUAAUCAGAAAAAGAUCUUUUAAUAAAGUAGUUAUUGUGUAAAA
Messenger RNA from Chinchilla lanigera (long-tailed chinchilla), 4025 nucleotides. It is a transcript of the gene Cntrob, whose product is annotated as centrobin, centrosomal BRCA2 interacting protein. The coding region runs from base 902 to 3601 and encodes 899 amino acids. Gene Ontology annotation, biological process: mitotic cytokinetic process; centrosome separation; centriole replication. The transcript is spliced from 19 exons. Gene Ontology annotation, cellular component: centrosome; centriole. Lineage: Eukaryota; Metazoa; Chordata; Mammalia; Rodentia; Chinchillidae. The record is from RefSeq and is a predicted model, not a curated record.